UCUGCAAGCAAAUGGUUUACGUGGGGCUGGACUCUCCAGGAGCUCACUGGGCCAUCAGAAGUAGUUUUCUUUGCCAACGGCUGGACGAGAAUCGGCACCAAGCAUGGUCUAUCAUCCAUCAUAUCCAGAAUCACCGGCAUGCCUGCGAGGUUCCUGCUAGGAGAUGUCCUGAGACAGGCUAGUGUCGCGCAGCGAUGUCCUGGGCGGCAAAGAGACAGACAAACAACCAAGGUGGAAGAUAUUGCGUAUUGCCUACUGGGAAUUUUUGACAUCCGGAAGCCGUUGAUAUACGGAGAACGCGAAAAGGCUUUUAGGUGGCUCCAGGAGGAGAUUAAAAGUAUCGGACGACCAGAGUAUCUUUGCUUGGAUGCUUCUCACGAUUCCGGACGUUGAUUCAGUUUGUGACGAGAGCGGAUUACUCGCAGAUUCCCCGGCAUCAUUCAGAAACUCCGGCAAUAUCAUACAACCCAGUGCUUCUGAGGCUGCUAGACGUAGAUCUAUUGAAUUCACAUAUGGCUUACUGCCUCUAAACGUUAGUGCGUACCAUGUGAACAUACUCACCUCUGAACUCAGCUCCCAUAUGCUCAGUUGCUCAGGUCGUGCCCAAGUCGUGCUCAGGAAUUCUCAGAAACGCUCAGAAACGAGCCGCUGCUUAAGUCCAGAGACUAGAUCUGAAGAGAAAUGGAGCCUGCUGUCAUUAUUCUUUGAGCUCAGGUCUAUGUUCCUCUAGACGAUUUGCCAAAAUGAUCACCCUCCAACCUCUGGGCUACGAAAACUCGCGAUAUAUCAUAUACAUGACCAGGAUUCGAAAAUGGGAGCAGGGGAUGCGAAAA
Hyaloscypha bicolor E is the source of this 833-nucleotide messenger RNA. RefSeq lists its product as uncharacterized. Lineage: Eukaryota; Fungi; Ascomycota; Leotiomycetes; Helotiales; Hyaloscyphaceae. The transcript has a single exon. The record is from RefSeq and is a predicted model, not a curated record. The annotation marks the transcript as partial.